This is a messenger RNA of Parasteatoda tepidariorum (common house spider), 440 nucleotides long. RefSeq names its product ADP-ribosylhydrolase ARH3. Lineage: Eukaryota; Metazoa; Arthropoda; Arachnida; Araneae; Theridiidae. The record is from RefSeq and is a predicted model, not a curated record. Gene Ontology annotation, cellular component: mitochondrion; nucleus.
UGAAAUUUAUUAAACAUGCUAUUUCUUUUCGUAAUAGGUAAUGACGAAAUAGCACUUAAAUCUGUUCCAACUGCAAUUUAUUCGUUUCUCAGAACUCUGAAACUGCUUCCAAAUUAUGAGAGCACAAAUCCAUUUGUUUGUACAAUCUACUUCGCAAUAUCAGUUGGGUUUGAUACUGAUACUAUUGCUACAAUGGCAGGAGCUAUUGCUGGUGCCUAUUAUGGAGAGGACAUGAUUCCAAGUAUUAUUAAGAGAAGAUGUGAUAAAAUAGAUGAGGUUGAGAAAUUAGCGGAUGAUCUACUGAAGGUUUCUCAAGCCUGAGUUGUUUUUGGUGAAUUUAUUACUGAAAGAGAAAGAGCAGAUACUUAAACUAUUAAGACAUUUACAUAUGUAUUUUUAUAUAAAUUUUGUUGUUAAAUAAAUUAUGAAACAAAUGUUUA